Cebus imitator (Panamanian white-faced capuchin) is the source of this 1402-nucleotide messenger RNA. It is a transcript of the gene TMEM150B, whose product is annotated as transmembrane protein 150B. The record is from RefSeq and is a predicted model, not a curated record. Lineage: Eukaryota; Metazoa; Chordata; Mammalia; Primates; Cebidae. The coding region runs from base 389 to 1102 and encodes 237 amino acids. The transcript has 7 exons.
GAAUAUCUGCAUUCUAUGAGCAACUGGGGCCCUGGAAUUCUGGGUCUUCCAGGCUGGAGGGAGCUGCAGGCUCUGAUUUCUGGUUCCUGGGGAGGGAAGGGCUGAGACUUUGGACGUUGAACCCACAAAGCUGGAGGAAGGAGAUUAGGGGCCCCUGAAGCUAAGGUGCAGCCUGCUACGUUCUGAGGAGACAGGAUGUGGCGGUUUGGGUAAAGAGCCCUCCGGAAGUGGUGGACAGACACAAGGUCCCAGGCAGCACUCCAGCAUGGACUUUGCCUCUGCCUCGGCCUGCCUGAGCCCCAUCCUGAAAUGCCAGCCAUUCUUCCCCAGGCUCACCCAGCCCCAGUUCCAGGACUGAGAGCCCCAGGGAGCUUGGAGAGAGCCCAGCAUGUGGGGCCACUUGUCCCUGAUGCCUGCCUUCCUUGCUGUGUGGGCUAUCUCCGGUGUCUGGAUCGUUUUUGCCAUUGCAGUGGCCAACAGGACUGUGGACCUCAGCAAAGGCUUUCCCUACAUCAGCUUCUGCGGAUCCUUCCCCCCUCAGAGCUGCAUCUUCAGCCAGGUGCUCAAUGUGGGAGCUGCUCUGGCCGCGUGGAUCUGCAUUGUCCGUUACCACCAGCUCCGAGACUGGGGCGUCGGAAAGUGGCCUAACCAGUUAAUCCUAUGGACGGGUCUUCUCUGUGCCCUGGGCACCUCCGUGGUAGGCAAUUUCCAGGAAAGCAAUCAGAGGCCUACGCACUUGGCAGGGGCCUUCCUUGCCUUCGUCUUGGGUAACGUCUACUUCUGGCUGCAGCUCCUCCUGUGGAGGCUGAAGAACCUGCCCCAGCCCGGGGCUGCCUGGAUUGGGCCACUCCGCCUGGGCCUCUGCAGCUUCUGCACCAUCCUUAUUGUAGCCAUGUUCGUCCUCCACACCUACUCGCUGCGUGGCGUCUCUGCGGCCUGUGAGUGGGUUGUGGCCAUGCUGCUGUUCAUGCUCUUCGGUCUCUUGGCCGUGGACUUCUCCACCCUGCAGAGCUGCACCCUGUGUGUUCAGCCGUGGCCCAGCCUCAGUCCCCCGCCAGCCUCCCCCAUCUCCCUGCCAGUCCGACUGUCGCAGGCAUCCUGACCCGGGCCUCGCCCUCACCAGUGAAGCAGCAAAUAUGGGGCCAAUCCCAGCACCCUGCACCCCAAAAGAUGAGCCAUGGGGAUCUCUCCAACCAGCUGGGGCUGCCGCUGAUGGACCCGGUGCUGGAGGACGUGCAUGCCAGCGCGGAGGGCCUCUGAACAGCUGGUCGCAGCCAGCAUCCCUGUCCCCGCCUUCGGGCCCUGCCCCUGCAGUCGGGCACCCAGGAAGCGAGAGGCCAAGGCCAGCCAGCUGUCCCUGAUCAAGGCUAUUUUUUAUUAUUAUCUUUUUUUUUUUUUUUUU